This is a messenger RNA of Anopheles moucheti, 911 nucleotides long. RefSeq names its product 5-formyltetrahydrofolate cyclo-ligase (gene Mthfs). Bases 47 to 655 code for a protein of 202 amino acids. The transcript has 4 exons. The record is from RefSeq and is a predicted model, not a curated record. Gene Ontology annotation, molecular function: 5-formyltetrahydrofolate cyclo-ligase activity. NCBI's taxonomy places the organism in Eukaryota, Metazoa, Arthropoda, Insecta, Diptera, Culicidae. Gene Ontology annotation, cellular component: mitochondrion. Gene Ontology annotation, biological process: tetrahydrofolate interconversion; folic acid-containing compound biosynthetic process.
UUACCGCUCUUAAAAUUCUCCCAUCCUCAAAUUGUCAUCCAAAGCCAUGCAACGCAUCCAAAAUCCAGCUAAGGUCGCCCUUCGGCAGCAUAUCAAACAGAAGCUGCAGACCCUAACACCCGACGAACGUCAGCGGCAAUCGAGCAUCAUCAUCGACAAGGUUAUGGCACUUCCGUUCUACGAGCGCUGUCAAAGGAUUAGUGUCUAUCUCAGUACCGACACCGAAGUCAACACAACGUCCCUGCUGGAGCGCAUGUUUCAACAGCGGAAACAGAUCUUUGUGCCAACGUACAACAGGAGUGCAAUGAAAAUGGUUCGCAUCAAUGAUAUGGAGGAUUACGACCGGCUACCGACGACCACGUGGAAUAUCAAGCAGCCCGCAUUUGACGACGCAACACGCGAGGACGGUCUCACAACAGGUUUGGAUCUAAUCAUCCUGCCCGGUGUGGCUUUUACCAAAGCAGGUGGGCGCCUCGGUCACGGCGGUGGGUAUUAUGAUCGAUUUUUGAAGGAGUACUUCGCCAAACACCCGAACGCACCGCACCACACCACCCAUCUAGUGGGGAUUGGAUUUUGCGAACAAAUUGUGUCCGCUGGCGGGCUGCCUUCCGACGAGCACGACGUAUCGAUUGAAUGUAUUGUGACGGCGGAUUGAGUUUUAUGUUCAGUUUACUUUUGCCGUUGCCUGUUGCAUACUCAACAUUAAAUUAAUUAAUUAUUUAAUGAGCCGCUUUCUUGAGCUACAUCUUAUGCUCAGAGUUUGUUCUAAUCAAUACCACAGGGCACUUACAUACCUACCGCAUCAACUUUUCAGCAACAAACACAUUAAAUAACACACUCCAAAAACUAAAACGUUCGGACACCACGUAAGCUUAUCGGCUUCUUAAAUUUUAUUGCUCCUUCCGGCUUCG